CUAAGACACUGCAAGCCUUGAUUUUUUAGCUCUAGCAUAAGAGGUAAAUUAAGCAGCUUUGUGCCGCCACUACGUCGUUCUCCUGCUGCCAGAGGACUGUUCGGGCCCGCGCGGACAGUGCGCGUGCGCGCGUUGUUUUUUUCCGCCGUCGCGCGACGUGCCUUUUCGGCGUGUCGAGUUAGACGCCCGCACUCGCGAAGUUGCGGUUUACGUUGCGGUUUACGUUGCUCCUAGCUUUGGACGCCACGAACCAGGCCACGGCUGCGGAGCGGAGCAGACCGAGGUACGGAUUCAAAUGGACCCCAUCAAGGCGACCAAUGCGCGACCCCCCUCGACGAACCAGGAGGAAUUUCGCGCCGGCGUCGGUCCGGUUGUCUGCUGCGUCGAGACUUCCGAGGCCAACCGCGUCGUCAGGCGCCUCGCCGGCUUUGGUCUCCGCGACCUGCUGGCAGCAUAUGUGGCGGAGGCCGCAACCGGACCGUUGGCCUUCCGCUCGGCGUCCAGGCGCCUGAGUUUGCCCGGAGGCCUGAGUGUGCGAUUUCUCGCCGCCGGCGACAUGGUGUCAGCGCCAGCGGCUGAAGACGAGACCAAAUUGGCGGCCGCUGUGUCGCUGCGCGACGAUGAACAAGUAGACACGACGGUGCUGCUCGACUCCCGAGCUGACACUGCGCUGGCCUCCCUUUGCGCGCGCCGGGAGGCCGGCGCGUGGACUCUGCGGUGGCGCACCGCGCUAGAGGCGACCUUGGCGCACGCGUCGCACGAGAGCUUUGCCUGCCCGGCGGCCGUGGUCGUUGUGGUCGCUUCAUCUGAACCGGCAGGUGUCGGCGCAGCAGUUGAAGAGUUAGCAUCAAUGCGGCACCUCGCGCCUGGCUUCGCAGACGGCCGAUACGAUGCACGCGUGACGCCACGCCACGUUGUAAUUAUCCACGACAGUGAGCACGGCGCAAGCGUUGCGCGCGACGCACUUGCUGCCGCGCGCGAUGCGCUUCCAGCUGCUGUUGCCGCCGCACCUGCGGUCACGCGGCUCGUGGCACUUGGCGGAGAAGGCGCGUGCUCGGACGUGCCACACGAUGCGCAUUUCCCUCGUCUCUCCGCAGCCGACGCCGACGGCUUACGUCGUCUCGCCGCUGAGCUAGUGCACGCUGUUGUUGUUCCGGCGCUUGAACGCCGAGUGGCCGCGCUCCACACAAAUGUGGCCGCAUCACGACGGGGCGUCCGAAAUGUCCUCAAGAGCUGGCUCCGCCUGCCGCGUGACGGAGGGUUGCCACCACAAGCAUCUACCGGAGCCGUGGCCACCCUCGCCAGUCCCGACAUGUCGCCGCCCCAGUACCCGCAUGAAACCAUCGAGGCCCAGAUUCGCCUCCUUGCCGACACAGCGUUUGCUAUCGGUGACCUCGAAACUGCCCUCGCGCACUACCGCUUGGCGCGUGACGACUUCAAGCGAGACCGCGCGCUACUCCAUGCUGGCGCUGCUCAUGAAAUGAUUGCCCGGUCACUCCUGGGCCUCGCCGUACGUGGCAGCGGUGGAUCUAUUGUCGUAUCCGCGGCCACAUCUGCCUCUGGCGCCGACACCAAAGCCGCCACGAGCGUUCUUUGGCGCGACGCUAUUGCCUCUGCAGACGCAGCCGUGGCGACGCUACUCGCUGCGGCUGGCAAGGCGCGCCGCACAAAUGCGACUGGUGCUCAUGUGCGCUUAGAACAACGCGCGACGUGCGCUGCUCGUGCGCUCACGCGUGCAGCGCUCGUCUCAGCCGACUGCCGCGCCGCGAUGGCUGCCGACAGAACGCAGUCACCACUGGUGUCCCGUCGUCGUAUGCCCAAAAAUGGCUGCCGCGAGGCACACGCGGCGGCCGCGGCGGCUGCCGACGCGUUGGUCGCUGCUGCCCAAUUCGAAAUGAGCCCAUGUGUGGCAGUCCUAUACGAGCGCGCGGCAUGGUGCUACAUGGCCGGCGGACUCAAUCGAAAAGGUGCACUGCAUCUUGUCAUGGCGGGGCAUCGUUACCGCGCAUGCGGCGCCGAUGCGCACGCGGUCGAGUGCUACGUUGCUGCGCGCGCGAAGUAUGCCUCGUUAUGCCGAAUUGCUGCUGGUGGUACGGCAUCGUGCGGCUGGCCUCGCAUCGACGAGCAUAUCGAGCACGCACUCGGCCGCCAGUGCGGCGACCGUGCAAUAAAGGACGGACGUGCGACGCGUGCGAUCGCUAGAAGACGCUAAGCGACCCACUUCGUAGGCUCGAGGCACUCGGCUACCAUGCGCGCGCACUUCGAUGCACUCUGGCGCGUGCCAGUGCCCUGUCACUUAAGAGUUAUUCCGUUGGUCUCCUCGACAGAGUCGGUGCGGUGACAGGCCCAUUAAAUCGAUCGAGUGCCACGCAGGCGCUCAUAGCGGUUGCGCGUGCACCGCCGUUGCGCCAUGCAGCGCUUCUGCGCACAUUCCUGGCAACCGUGCGCACGCAUCGUCUCGCCACGUAGUCAUGGAUGGUGGCUGCGGAGAACACAUGCUCGCCGCAGGCACGUGCUCAUCCGGACGCGCUCCGAGUGGCCGCCGCCUUGCUUGCACGCGACCAGCCGCCCAGCGCUUCUUGCGGCGGUGGCGAGGACCCAGCCGCAGUUGCUGACGCGCUCGCGACGCCUCCUUCGACCGCAAUGGGCGCACGCCGUGAUGCGAUAGACGACAUUGUCAUUGUCGGCCUCGCCGCGCCCACCAUUAUUGCCGAUGGCAUCUGCGCACGCAUGCCCGACGAGCUCGCUUUUGAAGUCAGUGGUGGUACCGUGGACUGGGCGCAGCGACUUGCCGGCUUAGCAAAAGCCGGCGAGAGCAUUCAGGACACUGCUGCCGAGCGGCCGCCGCACCUUGCUGACGCGGUCGCCCAAAGAGCGCGUCGCGCGACGUGGCCACGGUGGUGCGGUCGCGGAGAAGUCGUCACUGUCGACGUGACCUUGCAAAAUCCACUUGCCGCGCCCCUCGAUAUUGAUGCUGUUGAGCUUGUCUGCACGAUGGACGUGGGUCACGAUGCGGCCCGCCGACCGUGGUCGCCGCCGCCGCCUCCGAUGCCUCUGCCAUGCGACAUGGUGUCUUCCUGUCCUAUUGAUGACGCGUUCCUCGCAGAGCUGAGGCAAGCUGCAGACACCGCCAACGUAGCUACGCCAGCGUGGAUUGCCGAGCGAACGCGCAUAGUUGUGCCUGCCCUUGGCGCGAGAGUCGUCCGCCUUCGGUGCGGUGCGACACGCACGGGUACGCUGCGAGUCGUCGGCGUUCGCUGGCGCCUCGCUGGCGCUGUCUGGGGCGCUGCCGCGAUUGCGCGUGCGGGGCCAACACUCAGGCGGACUCGUGACGAGCGCGCACGUGGCGCGCGCGCGCCAGACGCUUCGCUGGCAAUCCACAUCGUCGGAGAUCUCCCACGUGUCGUAGCCACACUGGCACCCGACUGUGGCGGACCGUGGCGUGCACUCGAGGGUGAGGUGGUGCGCACGCACUUGCGACUGCGCAACGUGGGUCGCGCGCGCGCCGGUUCCCUAACCGUUCGCACAGAGCGCGCCUGGCUGGCACUUGCAAACCCGCUAGAUGCGUCGGGAAAUGCGUGGCGUGUGGGGGACGCCAUUAAGCCAGGCGCCUCGCGCGACGUUCCGGCACAUGUCUGCGCCCCUAGUGGCAUGGGGACCGCUGCACUCCACGCAGCUCUCUGCUAUGAGGCAAUCAGCGGGCCGCAGGCAAUAGUAGCUCCUCUUGCGUGGCCGGCGAUACACGAUGGCGACCCUGAGAAGGAUGACUUUGCCAGGCACGCGCGCGCACGUGGCGCCACCGUAGCCGCGGCAGCGCCGCUCACGCGCUUCGCGCCGCUCGUCGUUGCUGCCAUCAUCGCACCGUCACUCUGUGUCAGCACGCACGCCCACGGCCGUGUACUCACUGUUGAGGUCGCAAAUGUGGGCAGCGCCGACAUGUUCGUCACGGACGUCCGUGCAGCAGAGACAUGCACUGUCGGCGUCAAGAUUCUACCGCGUGAGCGCGUCGCGGUCCACCACGUCGCCCUCGCCACUCCCAUGAACGCACUUACUGGCACGGCACCAGCUGCCGCACUGUUUGACGCGGCCAUUGCCGCCGCACGGUACACUCAUUCGGUCGCGAAGGAGGCCAGGCGCGCCGCGCCAGACGCGCCGCGGACCCUUCAGGCGGUUCGACGGGCGCGAAGUAGGGUCUUUGAUCAAGGUGCGGCAACGCCUGGCGACGCAGCAGUCGCAUGCGGCGCUCUCACGAUUGAGUGGACUGUUGCAGCCGAGAUAGGGCACGGACGCGUUGGACGGCACCUCUUUAUCGACGAAGGACCGCCGGCUACCAAGCUAGAGGAGACUGACUUGCCCCUCUUCGACGCGAACAACCUCCGCCUGCUUUGUGCGCUGCGGAUGCGCAUCUAAGCUCCGGCUCGUGGGUAACGGUGCUGUCGACGGGCGCGGGCAAGAAGAAGAACUUUAGUUCCGUCAAUCAAGUCGCACUAGUUUUCAUGCGAGCACCUACGCACGGUGCACGCAUUCGCAGAGGCAAAGCGAUCUCCUAUCACUUUCACUGAGGCAAACUAAUUGCCAGCCCGCCUCUAGUGCCGGCCCCACGCGGGCAGAUACGCAUCAAGUCCACGCCGGCCCGAGUCUGUCCGAAGUCCGGCCUCUACCCCCCGGGGUAUUUAUUAUGGGCGCCGAAGAAGAAACUCGGACUCGGACUCAGAGGUAUUCUACUAGUAGUCACUUACUUAAUAAGCAGCCAGCCUCGGAAGUCGGAUAUUCCCUAGCAGCCCUAUAUAGAUAUGGAAGUUAAUAAUGGAAC
Pelagomonas calceolata is the source of this 4813-nucleotide messenger RNA. NCBI's taxonomy places the organism in Eukaryota, Pelagophyceae, Pelagomonadales, Pelagomonadaceae. The record is from the annotation of a GenBank genome assembly.